CGUCGAUGCUCUCGCCGACGGCGCGCUGCCACACCUUCUCCGCCGCCGCCGACGGCUACGUGCGCGCCGAGGGCGGCGUCGUCUUCCUGCUGCGCUCAACCUCGGCACCGGCACCGGCGCUCAUCCCGCGCGCCACCGUCAUCGGCAGCGCGGUCAACCAAAACAGCCGGCGCAAGCCCAUCACCGCCGUCGACCCGCUGGCGCAGGAGCGCGUGAUCCGCGCCGCGUGCGAGGACGCCGGCGUGCUGCCGCGCGACCUCGCCGCCGUGGAGAUGCACGGCACCGGCACCAAGCUCGGCGACCCGGUCGAGAUCUCGGCGCUUGCCGCGGUGACGGCGGGCCCGGGCGCGCCGUGCACGCUCACCGCCGCAAAGAUGCACUUUGGCCACCUCGAGUCGGCGGCGGGAGCGGUCGGCAUGCUCAAGGCCGUCCUAAUGCUCGAGCACGGCCAGAUCCCGCCCUUCGCCGUCGACAGCCCCGGCGUCAACCCGGCGGUGCAAAAGGCGAUGCUCGGCUCGCGGCUCCGCAUCCCCGGGCCGGGCGGAGAGACCCUCGCGCCGGGCUCGCUCGUCGGCGUGAGCUCGUUUGGCUUCGCCGGCAGCAACGCCCACAUCGUCGUGCGCGGCGGUCGGGAGCGAUACGGCCCGCCCUG
Emiliania huxleyi CCMP1516 is the source of this 652-nucleotide messenger RNA. Its product is annotated as polyketide synthase. Gene Ontology annotation, biological process: fatty acid biosynthetic process. Gene Ontology annotation, molecular function: fatty acid synthase activity. The record is from RefSeq and is a predicted model, not a curated record. Lineage: Eukaryota; Haptophyta; Isochrysidales; Noelaerhabdaceae. The annotation marks the transcript as partial. The transcript has 3 exons.